This is a messenger RNA of Bombyx mori (domestic silkworm), 4304 nucleotides long. It is a transcript of the gene CAHbeta, whose product is annotated as beta carbonic anhydrase 1. Gene Ontology annotation, molecular function: zinc ion binding; carbonate dehydratase activity. The transcript has 6 exons. Bases 155 to 919 code for a protein of 254 amino acids. Lineage: Eukaryota; Metazoa; Arthropoda; Insecta; Lepidoptera; Bombycidae. The record is from RefSeq and is a predicted model, not a curated record.
ACAAAUGACGCGUCAGCCGGGUACGAUAAGCUAAUGAAUUAUAUAGAAGGUCAGAUAUGUCAUGCGACUGUUGAACGCAUGUACGGUUCGAUUUUUCUAUUUAUAAAUUCUAACAUGGAACAAUAAUAAUAUAUGGUUGUGACAAGAAACGAAUAUGGAGAAGAUUUUAAGAGGUAUUAUGCGAUACCGCGUUUUAGACCGAGCUAGCAUGGUUAAGCAGUUUCAAGAAGUAAAAGACAAUCCAACGCCCAAAGCAGUAUUCUACACAUGCAUGGACAGCAGAAUGAUUCCUACUAGAUUUACUGAAACCAGUGUUGGUGAUAUGUUUGUUGUGAGAAACGCGGGCAAUGUCAUACCACACUCUCAACAUUUCGUUGACGAGAUGACCAGUUGUGAGCCAGCUGCACUGGAAUUAGGUUGCAUAAUUAAUAACAUACGUCAUAUAAUAGUCUGCGGCCAUAGUGACUGCAAAGCAAUGAACCUUCUCUAUCAGCUCAGAAGUGAAGAAGCCUCCGAUAAAGAGCAAAGAAGAAUAUCGCCAUUGAAGUCUUGGUUGUGUACUCAUGCUGAGACAAGUUUGAAAAAAUUCCUUGAAAUGAAUGGCGAUUUUACGAAACCUAUGCUAUUCACUGCCGAAACACCACAGAGGAGAUUUGUCGCCUACAUAGAUCCAGAUAAUAAAUUUUGCAUUGAAGAUAAACUAUCUCAGGUCAAUACAUUGCAGCAGCUUCAAAAUAUAGCAUCAUACGGAAUGUUAAAGAAACGCUUAGAAAAACAUGAUUUACAUAUACAUGCAUUAUGGUUUGAUAUUUAUACUGGCGACAUUUAUUACUUUAGUAGGCGCGCGAAACAAUUUGUAAUAAUUGAUGAAUCAACUUACGAAAUGAUUUUGUCCGAAGUCAGGAGAUUUUACUCUUAAUUAUAUCACAGAUUAAGAAAAUAAGAAUUAAACUCAAUAUAGUUAUAAGCUAAUUUGUUAUACCUACUAUCCUUAAAUUAUAGAAAUUUUAACGGUUUAUUUAUUAUUAUCUAACAGUGUAUUUAAUAUUAUUCAUAUUUUUUAAUAUUAUUAGUACAAAAUAUGUAUUAUGGGUUGUCAAAUCGGGAUGGCUGUUUUAAAAGGUUUUGUACAUUUGUAUCAUUAAAUUUGUUUAUUUUUGUAUUAGAUUUAUUUCAAUGUCCAAUGUGCCUGUAAGAAAGAGUGGCAUGAGCAAAUGCUUUACUCGUAUUUUCGGCUCAAUAAUCAGUUUACGAGUACAAGGUGAGAACGAAAACAGGGCUUUAUUGAACUGGAUCCCAUUCAUUCUCGCCCGCUCCUACGAACAUUUGACUGAUCCAUCCAAACCUGUAGGUUCUAAGGAUUAGGCUGCGCAAUCGCUAUUAAGUGCGAAGUGCAGAAUUGAUAACACAACUCUACAAAAAAAUAAUUCGUUCUUUGUCCUAACGUUUAUCAGGAGAACAGCUAUGCCACUUCCUACUGCUCACGACUCCUUUCAAACCUUACAUAUCGUUUGAAGAAGUUUGUGUCAUGGCACUCAAGAAACACCGUGUAGAGAAGAUUCAUUCUAGGGCCGAAUGGUGCGUGUUAUAAAUGAUCUAAGAUGAUAAAAAAUUACUAUAAGCACUGUGGUUGCAGGUACAUGACGUCUGCUGCGUCACUAGAUAGUGCUAUGUUAAAAAGAUGAUGACGCGAUUGUUGAAAACCAUUUCUUCAGAGCAUUCUUCAUGAAACAUACAGUACAAAACACAAACUCUCCGUAGCCCAGAGGUUCUAAGCAAUCCGUAAGAUCAGCAUAAUAGGAGCCCCAGCACAGAAAUUGUAGAAGCACUCCAUGCGAGGCCAGAAGUGUGUCUUACAAAACAACAGUUCUUUAGGAAUGAAGUACAGCCUACGUAUUAAAAGCCAUCAUGGUUUUACCAUCCAAACGAUACCGAGUCAGAGGCGGAUUAUCCGUAAGGCACACUAGGCACGUGCCUAGGGGCGUGUAGUUACAAGAGGCGCGCGAACUCAGAAUUUUUAAAUAAAUAAAGAAAAUAACAUAUCGACUUUCUUCACAGUUAUAACGUCAUAUUUCAUUCGCGCAUUAGCGUAAGUACAAGAGACCUGGUCUACUAAAAUCUAGGGUUCGAUGAUACGUCAUUGUAAUUACAAAAACAACUAGUUAAAAUUUAUAGUAAUAGGAUGGCCAUUUAUGGCCGGUACAGGGGCGCCGAUAAAGUGAUUGCCUAGGGCGCCUUUAAUCCGCCGCUGUACCGAGUACUGAUACUGAAUACCGAAUUCGAAACAUCUAUCCCAAGUAGCACAAAAGAUGUGGAAGGUUGCAGUUGUAGGUACUUCAGAUUCAGAUUUAUAUGUGCAAUAACGUUGGAUAAUUAACUGUUCAGUAUCUGUGAAAAUUCAGAAAUGUUCGAAAAAGAAACAAAGCCACUGGACAUAGCGGGACUUCAAGAAGGUUCACUGAAAAAGUCUCAGUAAAUAGACACCAUUUAACUGAGACUAUCUUUCAUCCCAUAUUAUUUCGCUUCACAUUAUUUUUCAUAAAACAGAAUUUACAAAAUAUUACGCUGUAUGGUGUAAUACCUUUGCCUUUCUAAUUGAAAAAAUUGAACUACUACUGAUUUUUUUUUUUAAAGUCAAACUUCACGCAAUGUGCUGCAAUAUUUAAUUUUAUAGUAACUCUGAUAUAACUGCAUACACGUUAGUUUUGUUUCUUUGGAUACUAAUAAGUUUAAGUGACACUAUGACUAACAGCCAACAAAUAUUUGAAUACAAUGAAGAAUCACAAUCUGAAAGACUUGCCAGGAAGUCAAAAGAUUCACCAUUUAUGAUAAUUGGUAAGGAGUUAAUUAAUUAUAUCACAAAAUUAAUUUACAACCCAAAUUGUGUUUAAAAGUAGUAGUGCAUGUAAAUUCCCCAGAGAUUGCAAUGCAACAACUUUUCUCUGCUGAGUUAUUUACUGAAAAUCCAAAUCAUGAUAAGCUCAUAAACAAUUUGCACCACUAUGAUGCAACCAAGCAAGAUAUAUAAUAGAGAAAUACAACAAUGUAAAAAAUAUGUAUAUGGUAAUUUAAAUAAAAAGAUAUUGAUAUUAUUUAUAUAUAUAGGGGGUGAAUGGCUAUUUGGUUUAAGCGACAUUUCGCUUAAUGUGUGACAUUUAUCUUUGUAUUUAAAGGUGCCUUUAUUUGGUACUAGCAUCAACAUUUAAAUCUUUUUAAUUGAGCUUCACUUAAGUUUACACCGUACCAAAUGGCUGAAGAAGUUUUUUUGUUAUGAUAUUUUUUCCAAAUUUUAAACUUAAAUGGCUCCCCUGUAUAUUUGCAAUAAUGUCGCGUAAACCAAUUACCAUUUCACCCCUUGAUAAAAUUGCACCAUAAUAUGUUACAUCAUCCUUGCAAAUGAUAAUAGAGUUUAUUAUAUUUCAGGGCUCCUUGGAUUAGUAGGUGUUUGUGGCUAUGGUGCAUACAGUUACAAGAAGAGAGGAAAAAUGAGCACUAGUGUAUUCCUAAUGCAGCUCCGAGUUGCUGCCCAAGGCACUGUAGUGUCAGCUCUUACAAUCGGGCUGGCAUACACAUUAGCAAAGGAACACCUCUUUAAAGAUUCUAAGAAAGAAUAAUUAUUGACUGGUUUCAAGCUCACCAUUAGUAAUUUUUUUUGUUUAGGGAACUUGCACAUAGCACAUUUUAAAGAUCUGCAGUAUUAAAUUAGACCCUUGCUGUCAGAUAAAUCUCAUGUUUUUAAAGUUCAUAUAAUUCAUAUGCACUACUGGCUGUUGCCACUUAUAUUAAGCUAAUAAUUAUUAUUUUUGUGUAAAAUUAUAUUUCAUGAAUAGCCUUGCAAAUGCAAAUUAUUACAGCAAGGUUUGUUUUAAUAGAAAUCUCACUUUUAAAUCUCAAAAAAGCUGCUUAGUGUUAAGGUUCCCAGAUUUAGAGUAAUUUAGUGAUAGUUUUGCAAAAAGUUCCUAACUACUUUUUUAGUGAAUUCUCUUUUUCCAAAACUAUAACUAGUAGCUGAAAUGAGUUCUGUGAUUUAGCUGGUAUUAUUUAUUAUAAUGUGUGAUGACAUUUUGGUGCAUACUGUUAGCUGUUUUAUUUAGCAUAUUAUAACAAAUUUUGAUAACAUGCAUACAAAAAAACAUUGGACUCCAGGAAAGCUAUUUUUAUAGCACCUUUUAAUACAGUAUGUAUAGAAUAUUAGAAAUAUACACUCAAAAAUUAACUACCCGAUUAUUAUGACGAAAUUCUUAUUAACUUCAAAUGUUAUUAGAAACAUUGUAAAUGUUGAAAUUAAAUAUUUAAAUUGUCAA